CUCUCGUCCUUGGAGGUCUGCUGUUGCUGUGUCCAGAUCUAAGAGGGAGCCGAGCGAAACGCUGUGAAAUCACAACCUGCUUAACCGCCUCCCUCUUGCUGCCGCUGGCCCCUGCUCACCGGAAGAUGAAGGGCACAUCUAUCGCUUCUUUCUUGCUGCUUGCACUGGUGGUGACCUGGACCGUGGAAAACCGAGUCGAAGGACAACCCAAAGCACCUGUGAAGUGCAAAAAAUUAUGCACCAAAUUUUCAAGCACAGAAAUACCCCAGAAACGGUUGAAGACCUAUAGGAAGACAGAACCAUCAUGUCCUAAAGCCGCUAUCAUAUUUGUCACUCAGAAGAAUAAAGAGUUCUGUGUAGAUCCAGAGGCGAGCUGGGUGAAGGAAGCAGUCCGACAGCUAAACCAAGCAAGUGCCCCUCUGAAUCCGCCACUUUCAAGCACCGUCAAAUCUGCCGUGGUGCAAGAAGGGGCAGGCGUUUUUCACAGAUUAGUGGGCGAUGCCGUCUCUAAACCAACACCGCCCAGUAUUCCGGCCAGGCCCACUCAUGGGGCUGGCACACCCGUUUCACAAGCAAUACAUGUUCCUGUUGUGAGGAUGGAGGAGUCCAACAUAGCCAUAUUGACUGGGCAAGAGGCCAAGAGGUCUUCUACAAAAUCCUCCUCUGCAUUACAAGCGACUGUUACUCCAUCUACUAUCCACCCUGAGCCGGUUGCCAAUGGCAGCAAAGUUUCCAUAAGAUCUAUUACAACGCCAGCAGCUGACGUACCAGACAGCACUUCCAGCAGAUUUCAUUCAGAUCCCACCCCUGUCAUGAAAAGCUCUGAGAGUUUCGUAGGAUCUAGAAACAAGUCCACAGGAUCUACUAUCAGUCCAACAACUGAUAUACCUGGCACAGCUCCCAGCAGAUUUCAUUCAGAUCCCACCCCUGUCAUGAAAAGCUCUGAGAGUUUCGUAGGAUCUAGAAACAAGUCCACAGGAUCUACUAUCAGUCCAACAACUGAUAUACCUGGCACAGCUCCCAGCAGAUUUCAUUCAGAUCCCACCCCUGUCAUCAAAGGGUUUGAGAGUCCCAUACGACCGACAUAUAAUUCUGUAGGCUCUACUAGAAAUCAAACAGCUGAUGGACUUGCCAGUGCUCCCAGUAGACUUAUUUCAGAUGCUCCAUCCAUUGUAAAUGGCCCUGAGAUUGCUGAGUUAUCACCUACGUUCCUGACAAUACCUUCUCCACUAGAAUCUGUUCCCAGCAAGCCUGUUAUAGGCCUCGCAUCUAUGGGGCAAGUGACUGAGAACUCUACCAUGAAACCCACAGCUGUUCUAAAAGGAAGUGAUACCACCAACGGAUCCACUCCACACCCCACAUCUCCUGGAGGAGAAAGUAGUUCUGUCAGUCCAAACAGUGGUGAUGAAAGAGAUGCUGUCAGUGACUCUAUGGCUGAUGCUCACACAGGUAGCUACUUAUCUCCUUUAGGAGAGAAAGAUCCUUCUCGCGCUUUUCCUGAAUCCAUUUCACCUGCAGAAACGUCAGAGCUUUCCUUCAAAAGCUUCACACUUCAGAACAGAGCAGAGGGGCCUUCAGAUGGUCCCUUGGCGUCCAGCAUUUUGCCUGCAUCCCAAACCCACAUCCUCAAACUUGCUUUGCUGGUGAGCAUUCUGGGUAUUUGCAGUGCUGCUGUAUGGAUGUAUGUAAAGCCCAAAGACUGCCCUGAAGAGUCAGCUAAAGAAAUGGUACACGGCUUGCUCUUUAAUCAGCAGCGCUCUCGAACUAGUGAAUAUGCUAUGGAAGCCGUCUGAAUCCUUCAUGGCAUGGACUUGGGUUUCUACUGCUAGUUAGGUGGACUCUAGGACAUUACUGUAAGCGGGAGCAGGGAGGCUAAACCUGGCACGAAUCAGGUUUAUACUGAACUAUGCCAAAAAACAAUGCAAGGCAAAUGGGCUGAGGUAGAGAGACACUAAGGAAACUUGAGUUACUUGUCUUUUAUCUUGCAUCAUUAUAUGCAAAGGUAACAGCAGUUGUAGAGAACUCAGCCGCUGUUUGCCAGUCGGUGUCAAAGGCAUGGUUCUGAGCUGGUAUUGAAAUAGCUCCAUUCUGGCACGAUCCAGCUAAAAUCCCAACCAAGCUGCUGUCAAGCCGAAUGUUACGCCCCCUCGAUCCUCGCCCCAAACGUUGCUCUUGUCACCUCUCUGCUGCUUCGCUCCCUGCACUUUGGGUCCCCAUGUGGUGCCAUUCUGCUUCGCUUCUGUUUGAGUGAUACCUGAGUUGUCACUCAACUGGUUGCUGGCUGUUCCGGUCUUCAAGGGCCAGCCAUGCCAAUAACUGUUACCGGACCUGACCGCUUUGAGUCCAGUUUUCCAAUGUGGCUGCCUACAGUUAGGCCUCUGGAUCCAGAUGUAGGCAGCUAAACACCCACCUUAGGCAACUAAGAAUCAGCACAUAGUAGGGUGACCAGAUGUCCUGAUUUUAUAGGGACAGUCCCAAUGUUUGGGACUUUAUCUUAUAUAGGGUGCCCAUUACCCCCCACUCCCUGUCCCGAUUUUUCACACUUGCUGUCUGGUCACUCUAGCACUUAGUGACCUAAUUUUCACAGAAUGCUGAGCACCUGCAAGUUGGCACCUGUGAAAAAUUGGCUAAAACAAGAAUUAAGGUAUCUAACUAUGGAUUCAGGGGAUUAACUUUAAGCACCCACAUUGAAAAACUGGACUCAUUGCGAAUCAAAUCUCUCCUCCAGCUGUGGUCCCUGGACCUAACCAGUUCCUAGCACGGAUGUCCCUGGACCUAACCAGUUCCCUUCCCCUUGGUUGUUAGUUUUGUAGCAGGGGCUGGAGGUAACUUGGUACAAGGGAUUCAGAGUGUGAUCAGAUAUGGUUUAUACUUGAGUUUUAUGUGUGAAAUUCAACCCUGUGCAGAGGGCCAGUACCCAGUGACUAAUGCAUUACUUUAGCCCUAUUUCGAAGUACAUAGGCCUUCAUGCACAGGGGGCGAAUUUAGCCCUAUGGGAAGAGGAACCCAUCGGUUGUCAGAAUGAUGUACAAAGGAUAGUCCUUUAAAUACAAAAUCUAGCCUAUUGUUUUUAUUGUCCAUAUUUUUAGAAAUGUAAUGCAAAUGCAGAGUGCAGGCUACUGAUCUCCAAACCCGCCCCUUUUUAGUGAACGUAAGCGAGGUCUGGGACUGAUAGAUGCUUUCAGUUCAAAACUGUGUCCUCUAGGUGUUUUAGCAAGGAGGGGCUUAACGCAAUGAUCACGGACUUCAUCACAGAAGUCACUUGUAUAAAUACCUGAUGAGGCUUGUAUUGGUUUUUUUUUCCCUUCAGCAUCCAGUCUUAUGACCUAAGGAGGCUUGAGUCAGCAAUGAGACUAGCUGGAGUUAGAUACUGCAGGAAGGAGGACUGGGGACUGAGCAGCUAUUGUCUUCCCUCUUCCCACUAAGCCAGUACUGGACUAAUGACCCAGGAGGCUGUUAAGGGGCACUUUGAUGUGAGACAUGCAGACCUAAAACUGAGGUCUGGGCCACUGAAAGAUCCCAUGACACUUCUUGUGAGAGAAGGGGCUUUAGUUCCCGUGUCCUGGCCCAAUGCUGUCUCAGAUAGUUAGAUUCUGCCCCCUACAUGCCUCCUGCAGCUGUUUGUAUAGGGCAUUCAUCUGCUGCAAUGGCUAGUCCUCCUUUCUUGAUCGAAACUGUAACGGUGCCUUGCGGUGUGUGGCGAAACAGCUGGCUCCUUCCAUUUCAGGGGUGGGUGCAGUGACCCUUAGGUGUGGUCUGCACCGGGCAGGAGCAAGCCUAAUGCCUCUAGAAGUAGGGUAGUUGUCGAGCAGGUGUUGCUAGCACGUUUGCCCUCCCACACGGUGCUCUAGCCUCUUGGCCAUGCCCCCUUAUCCAGUCCACACUCACCCAGGCAGAGUUGAUUGCCCCUAGCUGUGCUAAGUGUCAUUUUUACGCGCAGGGCUGCAAGCAUCCAUGUUGUGCAGGAUAAGGCAGCUAGGGAGUUCUUGGGACAGCUAACUGGCCAGCGUGUUGGCGGAACUUUUGAAUUACUUUCAGCUAAUAACAGGCUAGUAAUUUUUUUAAACAGUUGCAGUUUCUUAGCAAAUGCAAGCUCACAUUGGGCCCAAUCCGCCACCACUGAAAUCAGAGGGGAAUUUUGCCGUUGACUUUUACUGGUGCAGGCUCGGGCUUAUUAUUUCUUUAAAAAAUCCUGCACAAUGGUCAUCUUGGCAGGGUGCGGGUGGACCUUUGUUCUAUUGGGGUGAUGGAAACAAUGGAUUUCAAUUGCAUUCUCUGUAGUGUUUAAAGUGUUAUUUAAUUUAAAGCACAAGGUGAAAAGGAUUGGCAUGUGCUAAGAUGUAGUCAUGUGCCCGGUAAAUGUAUCCUAUUCUGUUUUGUAUU
Molecule: messenger RNA, 4383 nt
Organism: Caretta caretta (loggerhead turtle)
Lineage: Eukaryota; Metazoa; Chordata; Testudines; Cheloniidae
Biological process (GO): positive regulation of cell migration; antimicrobial humoral immune response mediated by antimicrobial peptide; chemokine-mediated signaling pathway
Cellular component (GO): extracellular region
Molecular function (GO): CCR chemokine receptor binding; chemokine activity
Source: RefSeq, a predicted model, not a curated record